Molecule: messenger RNA, 2978 nt
Organism: Erinaceus europaeus (western European hedgehog)
Lineage: Eukaryota; Metazoa; Chordata; Mammalia; Eulipotyphla; Erinaceidae
Gene: SRPRA
Product: SRP receptor subunit alpha
Exons: 14
Coding region: 118-2028 (636 amino acids)
Biological process (GO): SRP-dependent cotranslational protein targeting to membrane
Cellular component (GO): endoplasmic reticulum membrane; signal recognition particle receptor complex
Molecular function (GO): ATP hydrolysis activity; GTP binding; GTPase activity
Source: RefSeq, a predicted model, not a curated record
CUGAGCCGGUUUCCGGGGCCGCUGGUGUGACGUGUCUGGAGCUUGGCGCAGCAGGAAACGGUGGCGAUCGAGGCCUGAGUUCCCGGCGCCGGCCCCGGAUCCUUUCCCGUUGCCGCCAUGCUCGACUUCUUCACCAUCUUCUCCAAGGGCGGGCUUGUGCUCUGGUGCUUCCAGGGCGUGAGCGACUCAUGCACCGGGCCCGUUAAUGCUUUGAUUCGCUCCGUGCUGCUGCAGGAAAGAGGCGGUAACAACUCCUUCACCCAUGAGGCCCUCACACUCAAAUAUAAACUGGACAACCAGUUUGAACUGGUGUUUGUGGUUGGUUUUCAGAAGAUCCUAACACUGACAUACGUAGAUAAAUUGAUAGAUGAUGUUCACCGGCUGUUUCGGGAUAAGUACCGCACUGAGAUCCAGCAGCAAAGUGCUUUAAGUCUACUGAAUGGCACUUUUGAUUUCCAAAAUGACUUCCAGCGGCUUCUUCGUGAGGCAGAGGAGAGCAGUAAGAUCCGUGCUCCCACUACCAUGAAGAAAUUUGAAGACUCUGAAAAGGCCAAGAAACCUGCAAGGUCCAUGCUUGAGACACGGGGUGAAAAACCCAAGGAAAAAACAAAGAACAGCAAAAAAAACAAGGGGGCUAAGAAAGAUGGUUCUGAUGGUGCUUUGGCUACUGGCAAAGCAGUCCCUGCAGAAAAGUCAGUGGAGCCUGAGAAUGGGCUAGAACUUUCCAAAGAGGAGCUGAUUCGCAAAAAGCGAGAAGAGUUCAUUCAGAAGCAUGGGAGGGGCAUGGAUAAGUCUAGCAAGUCUGGAAAGUCAGAUGCUCCAAAGGAGAAGGGCAAAAAAGCACCCCGGGUAUGGUCACUGGGUGGCAGUCAUAAUGAAGUGCUGGAUUACAGUGCUCCCACCACCAAUGGAGCCCCGGAGGCUUCCCCGCCUGAGGAUAUCAACUUGAUUCGGGGCACAGGGCCUGGCAGGAAGCUUCAGGAUCUGGAUUGCAGCAGCUCAGAUGAUGACGAAGGGGCCACUCAAAGCUCUGCCAAACCUAGUGCUACCAAGGGGACUCUAGGUGGCAUGUUUGGUAUGCUUAAGGGCCUUGUGGGUUCCAAAAGCUUGAGUCGUGAAGACAUGGAAUCUGUGCUGGACAAGAUGCGUGAUCAUCUCAUUGCAAAGAAUGUGGCAGCAGACAUUGCAGUUCAGCUCUGUGAAUCUGUGGCCAAUAAACUGGAAGGGAAGGUGAUGGGAACAUUCAGCACGGUGACUUCUACAGUAAAGCAAGCUCUACAGGAGUCCCUGGUGCAGAUUUUGCAGCCUCAGCGUCGUGUUGACAUGCUCCGGGACAUCAUGGAUGCCCAGCGUCAUCAGCGUCCAUAUGUGGUCACUUUUUGUGGUGUUAAUGGAGUGGGGAAGUCUACUAAUCUUGCCAAGAUUUCCUUCUGGCUGUUAGAGAAUGGCUUCCGGGUCCUCAUUGCAGCGUGUGAUACCUUUCGUGCUGGGGCUGUGGAGCAGCUUCGCACACAUACCCGGCGUUUGACUGCCCUCCACCCCCCUGAAAAUUAUGGUGGCCGCACCAUGGUGCAGUUGUUUGAGAAGGGCUAUGGCAAGGAUGCUGCUGGCAUUGCCAUGGAAGCUAUUGCCUUUGCACGUAACCAGGGCUUUGACGUGGUGUUGGUGGACACGGCUGGCCGCAUGCAAGACAAUGCCCCGCUGAUGACUGCCCUGGCCAAGCUCAUUACUGUCAACACACCCGACUUGGUGCUGUUUGUGGGGGAGGCCUUAGUAGGCAAUGAGGCCGUGGAUCAGUUGGUCAAAUUCAACAGAGCCUUGGCUGACCAUUCUUUGGCCCAAACACCUCGGCUCAUUGAUGGAAUUGUCCUUACCAAAUUUGAUACCAUUGAUGACAAGGUGGGAGCUGCUAUUUCUAUGACCUACAUCACAAGCAAGCCCAUUGUCUUUGUGGGCACUGGACAGACCUACUGUGACCUGCGCAGUCUGAAUGCCAAGGCUGUGGUGGCUGCCCUUAUGAAGGCUUAAUGUGGUUCUUGCCCGAUACCAAAUCACUGCUUCCCCCCAAAGUCCCAAUUCCUGUUAUCAAUAAUGUGCUUUAGAGUUCUGUGAGCAACUUGUCUUCAGUGUAGUGCAAAGGCAGAGUGAGGGAGGUUCCUCUAACACCAUGUCCUGCUCACCCCAGCCUCCAUCUGUAAGGAGGGCCUAAUCAUGUUACAGUCACUGCCCACUGGCCCCUUUUCCCCAUGACCUCUCCCUUCCUUCUUGGGCAUUCCCUUCACUCUGCCUACAAACUUGGUCUCAUUACGGUCUUGACCAAUGGUCAAGGAAGAACCAACAUUAGAGCUUUGUUAGUGUGGUCACAGUGGACAUCUGAGCAUAGUUACCAGUUUGAAGGCCCAACUCCAUUAGGUAAAGAGACUCUGGAUCUUGAAUGGCACCAUUCCCUAGGAUGCAUAGCUUUUAGGUCCCUGGGGCCAGGACAACAUUCAUCACACAUGUUGGUGUGUGGCCUGUUCUUAAUUGCUGCUAAUUCUAAAGACCCCAUCCCUGUUUCCCCAAAGCAUCAUCUAGGCCAGAGUGAUUUGUUACAGAUGAGCAAAAGAUAAGUUCCCACUUCCCUCUGAAAUAAAGGGAGCCAAGCUGCAGUGUUGCAUUGGGCUAUUCAGCCUUCUAUCUCUUCCCCACUUCCAGAUUCUAGUGAGCUUUGCAUGUUCCCCUUGCUGGGAGAAAACCAACUGUCAGAAGGGUACACAUGUUGCCCCAGCCCAGCCUCACUUCCUUAAUGGACCCUGGCUUUUCCUCAUCCUCUACAGUGCCUGGUAGACAUGUGCUACGUUGAAGAAUACAAACCUCUUGUCAAGACUUGUCCUGUAGCUUGUUAUUACAGAUGUGCUAUUAGUGCAAUAAGGUGAAGGCUGUCUGCCCAGAGAAAUACAUAAUUUAUAUAAGAAAAUAAAUUUCAUAAGUAAAUUGCC